GCAGAGUAGGACAGAGUAACGAUCGUCAGCCCCCAAGCGUGGCGCAGGCUAGACAGCACACGCCAAGAUGUCGUCACUCGUCGUUCUGCCUCUUUGAUCGAGCUCUUUUGUCAGCUCCUCCUUUCGGUCUCUGCCCAGCUAGACUCAGAUGAAUUUUGCUUGGCGGUCUAACCCUCGCGAUGAGUGCUGAAAGUCAUCAGAAUGACCCUCACGGAGGUGAUGGGUCGGAAAAAGCUGCGUAUACAUUAUACCUACCGCGAGAGAGCAGUCAGAAUGCUCCACCGAUUUCUGUCGAUCCGGACCAAGUUGACAUCGCAGACGAUGAGACACAGACCCAGGCUGAAGUAACAGACGAUGGACGGGUCGACAUCGUCCUGAACGAACGUGCAAAUUGUCUGUCAAAUUUCUUCGAUUCAACUCUGCAACCGCAACAAUCCGCAGACAAACCACCCGUGUCGCAAUCCCAGCAGCAUGAGUCAUCUCCCCUUUCACCUCUUGCACUCAACGUCGUCAUCCACGUCGUCGGGUCAAGAGGCGACGUGCAGCCAUUUGUGGCGCUGGGAAAGGUUCUUCGCGACCGGUAUGGCCAUCGCAUUAGGAUUGCGACCCACGCCAAGUUCCAGAAGUUGGUUGAGUCCAAUGGCCUGGAGUUCUUCAAUAUCGGCGGUGACCCAGAGCAGCUGAUGGCGUUUAUGGUCAAGAAUCCAAGCCUGGUGCCGGAUCUGAGUGUUGCGAAUGUGACGGAUAUUCGACGCAGAAGGAGAGAGAUGGGUUUGAUAUUAGACGGGUGCUGGAGGUCUUGUUUCGAGCCAGGAAACGGACUCGAAGGCGGAGAGGGCGAGGGUGACAGCGAUGGGGACAUCAGCAUACGGCCAUUCAUCGCGGACGCUAUCAUCGCCAAUCCACCGAGCUUUGCGCAUAUCCAUUGCGCGGAGAAGCUGGGUGUUCCAUUGCAUAUCAUGUUCACAAUGCCGUGGUCACCCACUUCGUCUUUCCCACACCCCCUAGCCAACAUCCGAUCCUCCAACAUCAGCUCCGCAAAGUCGAACCUGGUCAGCUACUCACUAGUCGAAAUGCUCACCUGGCAGGGCCUCGGCGACGUGGUGAACAACUUCCGCGAGUACACACUUGGCCUAGCACCUCUCUCCACCCUGACCGCCACGGGACUGCUCGCCCGUCUCAAGGUCCCGCAAACGUACUGCUGGUCCCCAGCACUCAUUUCCAAACCUUCCGACUGGGCUAGUCAUAUCUCGAUCAGCGGAUUUUGCUUCCUGGCGGCGGGCGAGUCGUACGAGCCUGAGCCUGGGUUGAAAGCGUUUCUGGACGCCGGACCAAUGCCGAUAUACAUCGGAUUCGGGAGCAUUGUGGUUGACGACCCGAUCGCUAUGACAAGGCUACUGUUUGAGGCCGUCAGGAAAAGUGGACAGCGCGCGCUUAUUUCCAAGGGAUGGGGUGGGCUAGGAGAGAACGAUGCUGUUGGUGUACCGGAUGGUGUUUAUCUACUCGGAAACUGCCCGCACGACUGGCUCUUCCAGAAGGUCUCUUGUGUUAUUCACCACGGCGGUGCUGGCACUACUGCCGCGGGAAUCGCUCUCGGAAAGCCGACCAUCAUUGUGCCGUUCUUUGGAGACCAACCCUUCUGGGGAGAGAUGGUCGCUAAGGCUGGCGCUGGGCCAAGUCCGAUUGAUCAUAAGCUCCUAACAGCGGAUAACCUCGCGGAUGCUAUUUCCAUGGCACUUCAGCCGGAUGUCCAGCGGCGCGCGCAGGAGCUCGGACGCCUAAUCAAGGAGGAAGAUGGAGGUCGAGUGACUGCUGAGUCGUUUCAGGAUCGUCUUGAUAUGAACAACAUGCGGUGCAGUAUGCAUCCAUCCGAGAAGGCCGUGUGGAAGGUCAAGAGAAGUCCGUUCAAUCUGAGCGCUACGGCUGCAAUGGUACUGGCGCAUGAAGGACUGAUAGACUUGAGUCAAUUGCGACCGGUUCGUACGAAGGAGUAUCAGACGACAGGUGACCCGGUCGAUCCAUUCACAGGCGGAGCCAUUGCUUUAAUGGGCUCCAUUGGAAGCAUCGGAGUUGCAAUCGUUGACAUGCCACGCCAGGUUGUCAAAUCCAUAUUGGAGACAGAUAGAUCGAAGCAAAGCCCCCGAUCGGGAUCCAACCCUUCCACCAGCGAUCUUCCAGCACCAUCAAACGAGACCAGUGAUCAAAACGUCGACGACCGUCGACAAAGCGAUAAAGAAACCGUCGUCCCAGCGAACAACGAUCCAUCGGAUCUCGUUGUUGACGACCCACGACAAGAAGGUGUCGAAAGACUGCGCGGUGGCAAGAAAUCGUCGUCCAAGACGUUUAAAUACGGACUUUUCAAAGAAGUCUCCGGCCAAGACGACAUCGCAGCCCGCAGAUCCAAAGCCUCGGACGCGAUAUACCGACAAGCCCCAGAGCCGCGGGACUCGGUCGCGUCCGAUGCCGCCCGAGGCGCAGGAAAGGGGAUGGGUCGCAUUCUCGGACGAGGCUUCCGCAGCCCGUUGGACUUCACCAUGGGAAUCUCCAAGGGGUUUCGGAACAUUCCGAAAAUGUAUGGCGAUACUACUUCCCGCGAGGUCGACCAGGUGACGGGGUUCCAUAGUGGGCUGAGGACAGCCGGCAAGGAACUUGGUUUGGGAUUCUACAAUGGUAUCACCGGGAUCUUCACGCAGCCUAUUCGAGGACUGAAGCAGGAGGGGUUCAGCGGGUUCGUGAAGGGGAUAGGGAAAGGUGUAGGCGGUGUUGUCUUCAAACCUGGUGCUGCAAUCUGGGCCAUCCCAGCAUACACCUUCCAGGGUGUGUACGAAGAAGUGCAAAAAUACUUCGGCAGCGGACUGGCAAGCUACAUUGCCACGACACGGUACAUGGAAGGAAAGCUUGGGGCGGAUAGACUUACCGAAGACGAGCGCCAACAGAUCGUCCAACGAUGGCUCAGUCGCGAGCAAAGAGAGCAUGAUCUCAUCGAGUGGUGGCGGGCGUCGCAACGACGGCGUCGGGAGAGGUUGUCUAGGGGUCACUCUAUGUCGACCUCCUCGUCUACUGAACUGGAUCCUGGUUUUGCUGGAAGGGGACCACCGCCAGAGCUGCCACCACGGAAUGAAAAUAGGGAUAGUUAUGGAAUCAUAAACUCGGGUGAGACAACAGAGAGAGACGCCAUUCUCGUACCCGAGUUGGAUGGGACAGCUGCGUUGUCCGACCGAUCCUCUCAUGGUGGAUUUGACUCUGGAGCACCACCUGCCUAUGAUCAGGGCACGUCAAGGCAGCAUGAAGAGUUUGACCAAAUCUCAGAAGAAGAGCAGAUGAGAAAGGCCUUGGAGCUCUCUCUAUUAUCAGAGGCCGAACGCCAAUCGCAGCUCGAGCAAAGCCAAAGAGAAGAAGAGAUUGUCAUGGAGUACAUGAGAAAGGCCAGUCUGGCUGAAGCUGAAAUGAAGGAGAAAAUGAAGUCUGGUCACUAGCCGGUUCAACACGAAUCAUGAGAGGUUAUUAAUGUAAUAUUCACAAUGGUCUAGAUGCAUAUCACCAAACAUUAUCAUACAGGGUCAAUUAUAC
Messenger RNA from Aspergillus steynii IBT 23096, 3570 nucleotides. RefSeq names its product glycosyltransferase. NCBI's taxonomy places the organism in Eukaryota, Fungi, Ascomycota, Eurotiomycetes, Eurotiales, Aspergillaceae. The transcript has 8 exons. Bases 180 to 3476 code for a protein of 1098 amino acids. Gene Ontology annotation, molecular function: UDP-glycosyltransferase activity; hexosyltransferase activity. Gene Ontology annotation, biological process: carbohydrate metabolic process. The record is from RefSeq and is a predicted model, not a curated record.